UCCAUCCGUACCAUACGCCAAAGACACGCACACACACAGACACACACAGACACACACACACACACACACACAUACACACAUACACGCUCACACACGCGCACACACACACACACAUACACACACACGCCAUGGCGGUAAACUUUGCCAACGACCUCCUGGACCAGUUCCAGCCGCUGGCAGCCCAUGCCGAGGCCGUCCACGAGCUGACCUCGCGGGCGGCGGCGUUUCUGCGGAAGAGGGCAGCCAUCGAGGAGGAGUACGCCCGCAAGCUGCUGAAGCUGGCAGAGGCCGAGAGCAAGAAGAUCGCAGACUCGGUCCUGGGCGUUCCGCUCAAGACAGUCAAGGUCUUUGACGUCAUGGUCCAGGACACGCGCCGCCAGGCUGUCCAGGCCGAGUCGCUGGCUGGCCGCCUCGUCUCGCAGGUCGCCAAGCCGCUCUCCAACCUCAAGAAGAAGCUCAAGGCCUCGCGUGUCGUGGUGGUGGCAGACACUGCUGCAGAGCGGAAGCGCACGGAGGACAUCGGGAGUCAAAUGAUGAAGGAGCGUGAUCGGUACCACGAGGCCUGCCGCCUGGCAUUUACCGACAUGUCCACCUACCGCAAGUCGGCGUCGGAUCCCAACAUCAAGCCGUCAGCCUCGAUGAAGCAGGGCGACCGCAUGAAAAAGUCCAAGGACGCGGCCCGCAAGCAGGAGAUGGAGUACCGUGACGCGCUUGCCAGGUUCAACGAUGUCCAGCGCCGGUUCUGGGUCGACACCCUCCCGUUUGCGCUCGAGCAGAUGCAGCUGCUCGAGGAGGAGCGCAUCAACGAGACUGACUCGAUCUACGACAAGUACCUGGAUCUUGUCGCCGAGGCCCGAGACUCGCUCACCGUCCACCACGAGGCAGUUGCCGCCGUCCACACUCCAAAUCCGCCGCCGGCCCACUCCGAGCUGGAGGACAUUGCCUGCCGACUGGCCACCGGCAACUCGCGCCCGUCGGACAUUGAGUUUUGCGAGGGUGUCAACUACCAGGACCGUGACCCGUCGGCGGCAGCGUCGCCGAGCAGACUCCGCGGGGCCACCGUGUCGUCGUCGUCGGAACCGGGCUCGGGCGGCUCGGCCGCCGCCGCCGCCGCUGCCGCAGGAGCUGUUGUCGUUGGCGGCGGCCUUGCUGUCGCCGUCGCCGCAGGCGGGACCCAGACCCGAUCCACGCGUGCGCUUACCGCCACCGGUGUCAGCUCGGCUCCCCAGGGCUCGGCACGCAACACACCGCGCUCACUCACCCUCGACCAGUACAUCGCCUCCUGCCGCGACGACCUGGGCUCUGACGAGCUCGCCCGCCGCUCCGGCGACAUCUCAACCAAGCUGGCGCUGUUUGCCAUGCUGCACGAGUUGUGGAGACCAUCAUAA
This is a messenger RNA of Thecamonas trahens ATCC 50062, 1388 nucleotides long. RefSeq lists its product as uncharacterized. The coding region runs from base 129 to 1388 and encodes 419 amino acids. Lineage: Eukaryota; Apusomonadida; Apusomonadidae. The record is from RefSeq and is a predicted model, not a curated record. Gene Ontology annotation, cellular component: plasma membrane; cytoplasm. The transcript has 2 exons.